Molecule: messenger RNA, 1992 nt
Organism: Stylonychia lemnae
Lineage: Eukaryota; Ciliophora; Spirotrichea; Sporadotrichida; Oxytrichidae
Source: the annotation of a GenBank genome assembly
AUGUCAGAUAACCUAAUCUCAUCUAAGUAGUCGAGCAGAGUCUAAAUUUUUAGGGCACCCAAUUAAGGAAGAGUCUCCCCAAUAAACAAGUAAACUCAUAUUUGCUUUUAAUCAGUUCUAAAAUCCAUUAAUAGUCAAGAUAAGUCUCGCUAAAUUUCUUCUAAAAAUGAUAUUGAGUAUGACGAUAAUCAAUUGCAAGAGAAAUUGAAUUUAUACGAAUUACUCAGAAUUGAAUUCUAAAAGAAACAUAUUCUCAUUGCAUAAUUUGAUAUAGUCACCACAGAGAACCCUGAACUUUGUAAAAUAGGCCUUCUCAAACAAAUGAUGAAUAUAUCUUAGCAAUUAAUGAUGAAUGAACUUGAGAUUUCUGCCUGGUAAAUGAUUAAUAAAGAUAUUGAGUUGGUGAAUUUGCCAAACGAUUAAAUUUUACAGAGACUGAUGAUGACGGCAUUAAAAGCAAAAAAAUUUGUUUAAGAGGAGAGUGAAAUGAAGGUCUUCACUAUAUUCCUAACUCAUAAUUACCCAAAAUUAAUGCAAAGUUUCAAUGAAUGGGAAGAAGAUACUUAAAUAUAUGACAGUGGCCUUGAUAUUAAAGAAGAACAUAUUCGAAGAGCAGUUCACACUACAAAGCAAACUGAUUAGAAUAGUGAUGCUAAUGAUGAUAAACAUGAGAUAUUUAACAAAAAAUGGAUAAGAUCAACUGAUCUUAAAAGAGAACUAAAAGAAAAGAUUCAAAAAUAAAAAUAGCAGUAAUAAUAAUAAUAAAGCCAAAGUAUGACAACCAAUAACUCUAAGAUUGACAGGUCAAGGAGCAGAUCACCUAUGAAUGAUAAUCUUACCUUAUGUCCUUAGAAAUAGAUAAUUUUUAAAAAGGAAGAUCUUUAAUAUCAGAAUCAUAAUUCUAAAAAUAAUAACAAUAAUGGAAGUACUAGUACACAUUAAAAUUUGAAAUCAGUCAAAAGAGAAUUAAAUAGUGGUAAUAGUAAUAAAAGAGAAGAGUGCUAAAAAUCCUCUAGGCAAGAUUAAUAGCAUUAGCAAACUUAGAAAUAAAAUUAGUAGUCUUAAAGUAACUAAUAAUAGUAGCAUAAUCUCUAGAAUGCUUAUAAAAUAUUUAACAAUACUACUGAGAUAUCAAAUAAUACAACCAAUACUACAAACAUAAGCCAAAAUACUAAUAAUACAUAGAUAAAUGCUCCUCAGACAUUUAAUCAGAUCUACAUUAACAACUCUCAGUUCCUUAUUAAUCCCUUUAUUAAUGCCAGAAAAACAGAGGAUCUUAUGACGAAUUCUGGAUCAGUAAAUGAAAAAACACCUUCCUCAAAUAGCAAAUUCGAUGUGCUACCAAUGUUUAAUCCUAAUAAUAAAAGCAAUGAGUCAUUAAUGACUCUUAAGCAAGCUAGUUUCACUCUUUAUGAUUUAUUCUAAAAGAAAAAUCAGGAAUCAUAGUAGCAAUAGCUAAAUAACUAAUAAAGCUAGGCAAAUAUGCUAAGAUAGAAUAACCUCAGCAAUAUGAGCAAUGGGCUAAUGGGGCUUGAUCAAAGUAUAAGAAGUCUAUUUCCUCAAUCAUAAAUGAGUGGAUUUGGCUAAUCUGUGCAAGGAUUCCUGUAGAAAGGAGGAUAAAAUAGCUAAUUAACACCUUAGAUGUCCUUCUAGCAUCCAUUUGGUGUAAAUAUGGGAGGUGCUGGAUCUGCUUUUGCUUUGCCUGACAUGAUCCUUUAAGGAUCAUUUCCUACAUUUUUUAUGCAAAAAAGUGGAAGUAUCGACAAAUCUAGAAAUGGCAGUUUCAUUCAGUUCUCAAGGCAAAACCAAACUAACAAUAAUAAUAAUAAUGCAGGAUAAAAUAACUUUGGCUUAAUGAAUCUGGCCAGCCAAACUUCUCUCAGCUAGAUGGGAUCUAAUUUAGGUUAGAGUAAUAACACUAUUUAAAACAUAAGUAGCCUAUAAUUUGAUAAGAAUACCAAAGACUAAUAACAAAUAAAAAAAUAAGAAUGA